Messenger RNA from Myripristis murdjan (pinecone soldierfish), 2846 nucleotides. RefSeq names its product solute carrier family 18 member 3b (gene slc18a3b). Gene Ontology annotation, biological process: chemical synaptic transmission; xenobiotic transport; transmembrane transport. Lineage: Eukaryota; Metazoa; Chordata; Actinopteri; Holocentriformes; Holocentridae. The transcript has a single exon. Bases 480 to 2048 code for a protein of 522 amino acids. The record is from RefSeq and is a predicted model, not a curated record. Gene Ontology annotation, cellular component: terminal bouton; membrane; AP-1 adaptor complex. Gene Ontology annotation, molecular function: acetylcholine transmembrane transporter activity; xenobiotic transmembrane transporter activity.
ACCUGCGGGUUAAUGUGCUCCAAUGGCCACGAAGCCGUCCGUGGUCUCAGAGCUGAGCGCAAAGUGCCACAGGUGAUAGGAGGAAUGAACACCGGGAUCAGAGACUUUAGGUAUCCUAGGUGUUAUAAACAAGUAGCCAAAUUGCUCCAAACAAACUUUGCCAUGUAAGAUUAGUAACCGAAGCCUCUGCACGGUGCAGAAAAUCGACGAUUUCACCACGUCACUUCUCGGGAGAUCAUGAAACAACAUCGGAUGUGGCUGAAGCGAGGACAAGUUGAGGAAGCUGAGGAAACCCAUCUCCACCGAUGAAGCAGCCAAGUUCCUCUGCGCCUCUCCCUUCACGCACUGGCGAGGUGAGAACGGGGAGCAUCACAUCAAUGUAGAGAAAACAUCAAUGUGUCAUCUGAGGUGCUGAAACUCGGUAGAAGACAGGAGAAGCACAAUUGCAAUUUUGCAUCGAAAAACAAUAAAAGCACAUCAUGGAAACAGAAGGGGGAUCCUCCGGGCUGGCCAAAUCAGCCGCCGUAAAACUGUCCGAGAUGGGCGAAAGAACCAAGCAGUUUGGCACUGCGAUGAGGGAUCCUCACCAGCAGAGACGGAUCAUUCUAGUGAUUGUUUGCGUGGCUCUCCUGCUAGACAAUAUGCUGUACAUGGUAAUCGUGCCAAUUAUUCCAGAUUACCUUGCUGAUCUGGAGAGUGAGCAGUCAGAGCACGUCCACGUAGUCAUACACUCUAACACCUCCGCCAACAGCACAAACCAAGCCAAAAGCAACAAGGACAAUUUAGACGUCCAAAUAGGAGUACUUUUUGCAUCUAAAGCAAUCUUGCAGCUGUUAGUCAACCCCCUGUCGGGAACUUUUAUAGACAGGGUUGGAUAUGACAUCCCUCUAUUAAUUGGACUGACUGUCAUGUUCGUAUCCACCUGCAUAUUUGCUUUUGCGGAGAACUACGGGACGCUUUUUGCAGCCAGAAGUUUACAGGGUCUGGGAUCGGCUUUUGCAGACACCUCUGGAAUCGCGAUGAUAGCUGACAAAUACACCGAAGAGGCAGAGAGAAGCAAGGCGCUUGGCAUUGCGCUGGCGUUCAUCUCUUUCGGGAGCCUGGUGGCGCCUCCCUUCGGGGGUGUCCUGUACGAGUUUGCGGGCAAAAGGGUGCCCUUCAUCGUGCUUGCCACCAUUUGCCUGGCGGACGGCUUUCUGCUGCUGACUGUGAUCAAGCCGUUCACCAACAGGACUAGAGAGAACAUGCCAGUCGGCACCCCCAUUUACAGACUCAUGAUUGACCCGUACAUAGCUGUGGUGGCCGGGGCGCUGACAGUGUGCAACAUCCCCUUGGCCUUUCUAGAGCCGACCAUAGCCAACUGGAUGGAGACCACCAUGCACUCGUCAAAGUGGGAGAUGGGACUGACCUGGCUUCCCGCCUUCUUUCCUCAUGUUCUAGGCGUUUACAUUACAGUUAAAUUGGCAGCCCAGAAUCCAAAUUUGCAGUGGUUCUAUGGAGCUUUGGGUAUGGUUAUAAUAGGGGCAAGCUCCUGCACAGUUCCAGCGUGCAAAACAUUUGGCCAGCUCAUUGCCCCGUUGUGCGGCAUAUGUUUUGGCAUCGCCCUGGUAGACACUGCCCUCCUGCCGACGCUUGCCUUUUUGGUUGACGUGCGUCACGUUUCUGUGUAUGGUAGUGUUUAUGCUAUAGCGGAUAUUUCCUAUUCAGUUGCAUAUGCCAUGGGUCCUAUAGUAGCCGGUCAGAUAGUGCACAAUCUCGGUUUUGUGCAACUCAAUCUGGGUAUGGGCCUCGUCAAUGUGCUUUACGCACCGGCUCUGCUGCUGCUGCGCAACGUGUGCCAAAUGAAACCGUCCUACUCAGAGAGGGAUAACCUGUUAGAGGAAGCACCACAGGGGCUGUACGAUACUAUCAAGAUGGAGGAGAGGAAAGGUAAGAAGAAGGGCUAUAGCUCGGCAGGGAAUUGCCUGCCUGUAGACGAAAAUGGGUUCGACCCGUUCAGAGCACAGCGAUCCUUCUCAGACGAGUCGUCCGGUCCAGAGUACACUUAGUCCACCUAAACUCUGACCGCUCCCCUCCCGAUACAUUCCGUGAGAGAGACUGGAGAGGAAGCACAAGAGAUAUAGUCAUUUAAACUUUUAUGUAAGUACUGAUGUGCAAUAUAAACACCCAGUCACCAAAAUCAUGAUGGUGUGACCUGUUUUCCAAAGUUUCUUUUUUUUUUUCUUUGACUGUAAUUUCAUUGUGUUGAAUAAGUCUAUAUGUAGCGUUUGUCAUGGACAUAUAAUUGGAGUUUUGUGAGAGAUCUAUCAGCUACUGUUGAAUAUGUGUGCAUAACAGAGUAUUGUAAAAAGGUAAAUAGAUAAAUGUACGUAAAAGAUUAUGCUGAAAAUAUAAAUAAGGGACCAACUAUCAACAGCACAUUUUCCCCCACAAAAAAUAGCCUAUAUUUUUAGUCUUUGAUGAAACUUUUUUUACUUGCACAUCAAAGGCCAAAUUUUCAUUUCUGGUUCUUCGAAAUUUUGUGGAUUUUAAUUUUGUAAAAGCAUAUUUAUUGGGCCUGUUGUUUUAUUUUAGAAGUUUAUGUUGUUUGAAAUGAACUGUAUCAUAAUGAAUUGCUUUUGUACAUAUGUGGAUAUGCACUAUGUAAAUUGUUAAAUUAUACGUGGACCUCUGCAAAGUUUGUGUGAGCGUGCUUGUGCGUGCGUGUGUGUGUGCGUGUGUGUGUGCGUACGCGCGUGUGCCGAAACAUUUUGUUGUCAAAAUGUAGCCUAAUGAAGUCAGUCUCCUUAAACUGAGCAAACAUGUAUUCAUUUAUCAAUUGUCGUUUUAAUAAAUCUCUGUUUGGA